AUGGCGCCACCGACAGGGCCUUUGAAUUUGGAUGUUGAAGCAAUAUCUGGGAUUUGCGGAUCAAUAUCGAUCGCGUGCUGGGUCGUCGUCUUCUCACCCCAGAUCGUCGAGAACUUCCGCCGCGGUAGUGCAGAUGGUCUGUCACUACAGUUCAUCAUCAUCUGGCUACUCGGUGAUGUUUUCAACAUCCUGGGGGGCGUAUUGCAGGGUGUCCUGCCGACGAUGAUCAUACUGGCCAUCUACUACACGAUAGCCGACGUCGUUCUUCUGGGCCAGUGCUUCUACUACAGAGGCUUCACAUGGCGCGACGAGGUUGUUUCCAGUUCGGCCCAGACACCCAAGCCUGCGGAUGGUGGUGUCUUGAAUGGAAAUGGUAGCAACCACCACAGCCAGCAGCCCAACGAACGCACUGCUCUGCUUGCAAACAGCACGAGCACAGGCCAACAAAACGCGUCAAGCCGUCGCGGUUCCUGGUCUGACCAAUCGUACCACCUAUCGCCGGCUGUCCCGCUGAUCGACGAUGCCGUACUUGCCCGGGACGCUCUGGCCGCGUCUGUCGCUUCACCUCCGGCCAACCGAGCAGCUCCCGAUAACCGUCCAAGUCGGUUGCAGGCCAUAGCUUUCAAUUCCUUCGCCGUGUUGAUGGUGUGCGCAUCAGGGGUGGCGGGGUGGUACCUUAGCAGGUCGCGAUCGGACCCAGAGGCACCCAGUAAGGGUGAUGAUGACUUGCUCGAGUUUAACGUUCUCGGCCAAGUCUUUGGUUGGCUAUGCGCUGUUCUCUAUCUCGGCUCGCGCGUGCCACAGAUCCUGCUCAACUACAGACGCAAGUCCACCGAGGGGGUCAGCAUGCUCUUCUUCCUGUUCGCCUGCCUCGGUAACCUGACCUACGUCCUCUCCAUCUUUGCCUUCGAGCCGCACUGCAGAGACACACACGCAGACAUUGGGCCACACUCCGGGGCCUGUGUAGGAGGCGAGGCUGGAAGGAUAUAUGGACAGUACAUACUCGUGAAUCUGUCAUGGCUCGCCGGUAGUCUUGGCACGCUACUCCUCGACAUGGGCAUCUUUGUGCAAUUCUUCAUUUACAAUAAGGACGAUGGCGAGGAGUUUUUCGCCGACUGCGACGCCGAGGGAAGCCGACGCCCCUACUCGCCAUCGACUGUCGCCAUCGAGGAGGACGACGAUGAGGAAAGCAUAGAUGGGGAUCGCUGGGAUCCACGGCCCCUUCUCGAUCGAAGCGUGUCCAACUCGCCGCGUUGA
This is a messenger RNA of Pyricularia pennisetigena, 1257 nucleotides long. RefSeq lists its product as uncharacterized. Lineage: Eukaryota; Fungi; Ascomycota; Sordariomycetes; Magnaporthales; Pyriculariaceae. Gene Ontology annotation, cellular component: fungal-type vacuole membrane. Gene Ontology annotation, biological process: basic amino acid transmembrane export from vacuole. The record is from RefSeq and is a predicted model, not a curated record. Bases 1 to 1257 code for a protein of 418 amino acids. The transcript has 2 exons.